Daldinia childiae is the source of this 573-nucleotide messenger RNA. RefSeq lists its product as uncharacterized. The record is from RefSeq and is a predicted model, not a curated record. The transcript is spliced from 2 exons. Bases 1 to 573 code for a protein of 190 amino acids. NCBI's taxonomy places the organism in Eukaryota, Fungi, Ascomycota, Sordariomycetes, Xylariales, Hypoxylaceae.
AUGGCAGAUACUGUAUAUCGUCGUAGCGGACGGGGUGGCGCCGGCAACUUCUACUCGCAAAAGGAUAUCGAAGAGGCAACUGGGAGGAAAUCCGAGGAUCUCGAGGCGCAGAAAUCGCAACCGCUUGCCGAUGACGAACCGCUGACCGAUCCAGCCGAUGGCCCAGCGCAACCCGUUGCGGUCCCCAUCGUGGGCUCUACUACCAGCGGCGUACGGACCGGCAGGGGCGGCGCUGGAAACUUCGUCGAUGUCUCUUCAUCAUCUAUAGCCACAACCGCCGCUCCCACUACUAAAUCUACUACUCAUACUUCAAACCCCCAAGACCAGCCGCAUACCCAGUCUCCGCCGGCAUCACCGCGCCGCGGGGGUGCGCUCUCGGGCCGUGGGGGCGCAGGAAACUGGACGUCUGAGCAUGGAGAAUUCGAGCCGUACAACCAAGAACAGGAGCGUAAACGCCGCGAGGCUCUCGAUGCCCACAUCUUACAGGAUAUACGAGACUCGCUGCCGCAGCCGCCCAAGAUCCACUAUAUGCAUGGCCCGGGUCGGGGACGGAAGCCGGAUCUGCCUGUCUAG